AUGGGAUAUGUGACGCCAUACAGUGCCCUCCCUAUCCCUCACAAGUGUGACGCUCUGCAGUACAACACCCGAGUGCCUUCCAAAUGCAGCACUGAGACACAGGCUACCCUGGCUGAGACUAGCUGUAAAUACGACAGCCACACAAGAGCAAGUAGCUGCUACACCUCCAAGCCCUCAGCAGAGAGUUCCAUUAUGGUCCAGGGUCUGUUUAUCUAUGGAGUUCUGGCUGUGUUGCUGGCCCCAGUGUGGUGCGAGCUGAUUUCAGUGUGUGUUGAGGAUGAUGAGGACCUGAGGGUCGACUGUCAUAUCGAGCCCAAACCCAGCCAGAUAAAUAGCUAUGAGUUCUCUUGGUCCUCUGGAGCCAAAGAGACCCUCAUAAACAGCAACAUAUCAGGGUCAGUGCCAAAUCCACAAUUCAAAGACCGCAGCUACGUACAGGAGCUGGAACCGCAUGGCUACCGCAUGACCCUCACUGACUUCACGCACAAACUCCCUUACAACAUGACCUUCAUGUGCAAAAUGUCAAGGAAAGUGGCUUCUGUCACCUUAGAGAGAGAUCAUCUUCUUCCAUGUUCAGCUGUCAGUGUUUUUCUGAGAAGCCCCUACUCCUGGAUUGCUAAUGUGCUUCUCUUCCUCUUGCAUACAAAUGGCUGGGACAUAGCCUUACACUGACCCCCCCCCCACACACACACACACACAAGGGCAAACAAACCUGUCCUUUCAUCCCUUCACAUCCACUGACAUCACCAUUGUAGUGAUAUCUUGACAAUGUGCAUUGCCUUUACAUCUAGUUCCCUUUCUCUGACCCUGGCCCUCACCCACCCCAACCACGAGGACACUGAAAGAUGGGAAGAAUAAUGUUACAAGGUUGUAUCUGAAAACAAAUAGUAAAUUACAGUAUACUGGGACAAUUUCUAAUGUUUUAGUUAGUCUGAAUAUGCCUUUGUGUGCGUGCGUGUGUGUGUGUGCGCGUGCGCGUUUGUGUGUGUGUGUGUGUGUGUGUGUGUGUGUGUGAGAGAGAGAGAGAGAGAGAGAGAGAGAGAGAGAGAGAGAGAGAGAGAGAGAGAGAGAGAGAGAGAGAGAAUCUGUGUUCUGUCCAUUCAACUUGGUGUAUGAAAUUUAGGCACACAAUGGCAAGUAUUUGAAAACUGAACUAUCAUUUAAUAAAAAUGUGACGCAGAUAAUAGUUUAUGCACAGUAUAUAAUAUGUUAUGAAUAAACAGGUACAUCCAAAACUUCUGGGAUAGGCUCCAGCAUCCCCGCAACCCUGAGAGCAGGAUAAGCGGCUCGGAUAAUGGAUGGAUGGAUCCAAA
Molecule: messenger RNA, 1313 nt
Organism: Lampris incognitus (smalleye Pacific opah)
Lineage: Eukaryota; Metazoa; Chordata; Actinopteri; Lampriformes; Lampridae
Exons: 5
Coding region: 1-672 (223 amino acids)
Source: RefSeq, a predicted model, not a curated record